CUCUGGCUAGCGCGAAUAAUCGAUGUCCAGGACACUCUCUAGAGCCUUUCUCAAUGCGACCGCUGUGGGGAUCAUGACGCAUGGAUUCAGGAGUCUCGGUUCCUUGGGCGAUGUCGAGGUUUGGAUUCGUAGUCAAUAUGGUGGUCAUUUCCAAUACCUCACGAUUCAAGGACUACUACUGGCGUGGUUGACCAUGCUGACUGGUUUGACUGUUGCAAUAUUCCCGUAUUCAAGUGCCCUUCGUUCUUUGAAAAGACACCUCUUUAUAAUAGCCAUGCCUCUUGCUGCGGUUAUCUCAUUAGUCUACUGGACCCUGAUACUACUCCUCCCGAGUCUCAUUGUACAAUCCGACCGCCUUCGCCUCCCACUAUCCAUUGACCUGGCUUUACAUGCGUCGCCUGCGUUGGCUUUGCUGGUGGAUUUUUUGAUCUUCGACAUCAAAUACGAGGAGAGGGAACUAAAAUAUCGUGUACCCUUUGCUGCAACUGUCUUCGCGGUAUGGUAUGGUUUGUGGGUUGAGCAUUGCGCUAAAAAUAACAACGGGAACUUUCCCUACCCGUUCCUUACGGAAAACCCAUUGGAGAUUCGCAUUGUUAUCUAUGUUGUUGCAGCGCUGGUAGCUAUAAUGUCCUUUAGGCUGAUCAACAGCUUCCACCCCACUGUCACUAAGCAAAUCAGACAUGACGAGUAAUGCAAUCAGAUCUCGCAAU
Messenger RNA from Laccaria bicolor S238N-H82, 710 nucleotides. RefSeq lists its product as uncharacterized. The transcript is spliced from 5 exons. Gene Ontology annotation, cellular component: endomembrane system; membrane. Lineage: Eukaryota; Fungi; Basidiomycota; Agaricomycetes; Agaricales; Hydnangiaceae. Bases 23 to 691 code for a protein of 222 amino acids. The record is from RefSeq and is a predicted model, not a curated record.